UUCACCUCGGCGGAGGAUUUGAACCUGCUGAUCGCCAAGAAUACGCGGCUGGAGAUCUACGUGGUGACAGCGGAGGGGCUGCGGCCCGUCAAGGAGGUGGGGAUGUACGGCAAGACCGCCGUCAUGGAGCUCUUCCGCCCCAAGGGGGAGAGCAAGGAUUUGUUGUUCAUCCUGACAGCCAAGUAUAACGCCUGCAUCCUCGAGUACAAGCAGAACGGGGACAGCAUUGAUAUUAUAACCCGUGCCCACGGCAACGUGCAGGAUCGCAUCGGUCGUCCCUCAGAGACCGGCAUAAUUGGCAUCAUUGACCCAGAGUGCCGGAUGAUCGGCCUGCGGCUCUAUGAUGGCCUCUUCAAGGUCAUUCCCCUGGACCGGGAGAACAAGGAGUUAAAGGCUUUUAACAUCCGCCUGGAAGAGCUCCAGGUCAUCGAUGUGAAGUUUCUCUAUGGCUGUCAGGCUCCAACCAUCUGCUUCGUCUACCAGGACCCUCAGGGUCGCCACGUCAAGACGUACGAGGUGUCCCUGCGCGAGAAGGAGUUUAACAAAGGUCCUUGGAAACAGGAGAACGUGGAGGCUGAAGCCUCCAUGGUCAUCGCAGUGCCAGAGCCUUUUGGAGGCGCGAUCAUCAUUGGGCAGGAGUCUAUCACCUAUCACAACGGAGAUAAAUACCUAGCUAUCGCUCCACCUAUCAUCAAGCAAAGUACGAUUGUGUGCCACAACCGUGUGGAUCCCAAUGGGUCCCGUUACUUGCUGGGGGACAUGGAAGGACGCCUCUUCAUGCUGCUCCUGGAGAAGGAGGAACAGAUGGACGGCACUGUCACCUUGAAGGACCUGCGCGUGGAACUGCUCGGCGAGACAUCCAUUGCGGAGUGCUUGACCUACCUGGACAACGGAGUUGUGUUUGUCGGUUCUCGGCUUGGGGAUUCCCAGCUUGUGAAGCUCAACGUGGACAGCAACGAGCAGGGCUCCUAUGUAGUGGCUAUGGAGACCUUCACCAACCUCGGUCCCAUCGUCGACAUGUGCGUGGUAGACCUGGAAAGACAAGGCCAAGGGCAGCUGGUCACAUGCUCGGGUGCUUUUAAAGAGGGUUCGCUGCGGAUCAUCCGGAACGGCAUUGGGAUUCAUGAGCACGCCAGCAUUGACUUGCCGGGGAUUAAAGGCUUGUGGCCCCUGAGGUCGGACUCUCAUCGUGAAACGGACAAUACGUUGGUGCUGUCCUUUGUUGGCCAGACCAGGGUUCUUAUGUUAAAUGGAGAGGAAGUAGAAGAGACGGAGCUCACGGGGUUUGUUGAUGAUCAGCAGACUUUCUUCUGUGGCAAUGUGGCACAUCAGCAAUUGAUCCAGAUCACCUCUGCCUCUGUGAGACUGGUUAGUCAGGACCCCAAAGCCCUGGUGAGCGAGUGGAAAGAGCCCAACGGAAAGAACAUCAGCGUGGCUUCCUGUAACAGUAACCAGGUAGUGGUGGCUGUGGGACGAGCCCUGUACUACCUGGAGAUCCGACCCCAGGAGCUCAGGCAGAUCAGCUGCACAGAAAUGGAGCAUGAAGUUGCCUGCCUGGACAUCACCCCUUUGGGGGACACUAACGGCAGGUCCCCGCUGUGUGCGAUUGGGCUCUGGACUGACAUCUCCGCCCGCAUCCUAAAGCUGCCUUCGUUUGAACUGCUGCACAAAGAGAUGCUGGGAGGAGAAAUCAUCCCUCGCUCCAUCCUGAUGACGACCUUCGAGAGCAGCCAUUACCUUCUGUGUGCCCUGGGGGAUGGAGCUCUCUUCUACUUCGGGCUCAGCCUCGAGACAGGCUUGCUGAGUGACCGGAAGAAGGUGACCCUUGGGACCCAGCCCACCGUCCUGAGGACUUUCCGCUCUCUCUCCACCACCAACGUGUUCGCCUGCUCUGACCGCCCCACCGUCAUCUACAGCAGUAACCACAAGCUGGUCUUCUCCAAUGUCAACCUGAAGGAGGUGAACUACAUGUGUCCCCUCAACUCGGAUGGGUAUCCUGACAGCUUGGCGUUGGCCAAUAACAGCACCCUGACAAUCGGCACCAUCGACGAGAUCCAGAAGCUGCACAUCCGCACGGUUCCCCUCUAUGAAUCGCCCAGGAAGAUCUGCUACCAAGAGGUAUCGCAGUGUUUCGGCGUGCUCUCAAGUCGUAUCGAGGUGCAGGAUGCCAGUGGGGGCACCACUGCGCUCAGACCCAGCGCCAGCACCCAGGCCCUGUCCAGCAGCGUGAGCACCAGCAAGCUGUUCUCUAGCAGCACAGCGCCACACGAGACAUCCUUCGGAGAGGAGGUGGAGGUGCACAACCUGCUCAUCAUAGACCAGCACACCUUCGAAGUGCUUCAUGCUCACCAGUUUCUGCAAAACGAGUACGCCCUCAGCCUGGUCUCCUGCAAGCUUGGCAAGGAUCCGAACACCUACUUCAUCGUGGGCACCGCCAUGGUAUAUCCCGAGGAGGCAGAGCCCAAACAGGGCCGCAUCGUUGUCUUCCACUACUGUGACGGGAAGCUGCAGAGCCUGGCUGAGAAGGAGGUCAAGGGGGCUGUGUAUUCCAUGGUGGAGUUCAACGGGAAGCUGUUAGCCAGCAUCAACAGCACGGUGCGCCUGUAUGAGUGGACAGCGGAGAAAGAGCUGCGCACGGAGUGCAACCAUUACAACAACAUCAUGGCGCUCUACCUGAAGACCAAGGGAGACUUCAUCCUUGUGGGAGAUCUGAUGCGGUCUGUCCUCCUCCUUGCAUACAAGCCCAUGGAAGGAAACUUUGAGGAGAUUGCCCGGGACUUUAAUCCGAACUGGAUGAGUGCCGUGGAGAUCCUGGACGACGACAACUUCUUGGGAGCGGAGAACGCUUUCAAUUUGUUUGUGUGCCAGAAGGACAGUGCGGCCACGACCGACGAGGAGCGCCAGCACUUGCAGGAGGUGGGGCUGUCCCACCUCGGAGAGUUCGUCAAUGUCUUCUGUCAUGGGUCUCUGGUCAUGCAGAACCUGGGUGAGACGUCCACGCCAACGCAGGGCUCGGUUCUCUUCGGCACGGUCAACGGCAUGAUUGGACUGGUGACCUCGCUGUCGGAGAGCUGGUACAACCUCCUCCUGGACAUGCAGAACAGGCUGAAUAAAGUCAUCAAGAGCGUGGGCAAGAUUGAGCACUCCUUCUGGAGAUCGUUUCACACCGAACGCAAGACAGAACCGGCUACGGGGUUCAUUGACGGUGACCUGAUCGAAAGCUUCCUGGACAUCAGCAGGCCCAAGAUGCAGGAGGUGGUGGCAAACUUGCAGAUCGAUGACGGCAGCGGCAUGAAGAGGGAGGCCACCGUAGACGACCUGAUAAAGAUUGUGGAGGAGCUGACCCGCAUCCAUUAGCAGGAUUCGGAGCCGUUCCCUAGCGCCUUCCUCCACGUAGAGCAAGGGAGUCUUUUUGUUUUCCACCCCCCUGCAGCUUGGGGACCCCUGGCCGGCUGCACUGGACACCA
Molecule: messenger RNA, 3467 nt
Organism: Aptenodytes forsteri (emperor penguin)
Lineage: Eukaryota; Metazoa; Chordata; Aves; Sphenisciformes; Spheniscidae
Gene: DDB1
Product: damage specific DNA binding protein 1
Exons: 26
Coding region: 103-3357 (1084 amino acids)
Biological process (GO): proteasome-mediated ubiquitin-dependent protein catabolic process; DNA repair
Cellular component (GO): nucleus; site of double-strand break
Molecular function (GO): nucleic acid binding; protein binding
Source: RefSeq, a predicted model, not a curated record